UCUCCUUCAACAUUUCCGCACGCCUACGAAGGUUCGUGCUUUAAACCAGGCAUAACUAGUCAGAUAAAAUUAUGGAGUCAACUCGGCUUCAAUGAUUGCUACCCAGAGUUCCUUUCGGUCCAGUCGCGUAGGCUUGAGUUGGUCGACGACAACAUUUUUUGAAUUGACUGUAUAUGGCUUAUUGCCUCCGUUUUCGGUAAUUAACUCUUAAAAAUAAGUGUAUACACAAUGGAUGUGUAUAUUCUGUGUAUGAUCGCAUCUCACUAGCACCAUCCACACGGUCUACUCUAUGAAUGACGUCAAAACGUGAUGAAACUUCGAAUGUCAACUAAAAGCAAUACCUCGAGGUUUCAAGUAGAUCUUGGUGGUCUUUACUUCAUUUGUUCUGUCGCAGUACAGGGGCACCUCCAAGGAGAAGAGCAAUGGGUUACGACUUUUAAGAUGUCAGUCUCAAUUGACGGCAGGAAAUGGAAGUUCAUUUCUGGUCCAGGCGGGAGUGAUAUAUUUCAGCGCAGUGGCAGGUUAGCUUCAGAAUUGUUUAUUGGUCUCGAUACAGCCUACAGAUACGUUUCCUUCAACCCGUUAUCUUACAAUAAGCGCCCUUGUAUGGGCAUAGAGUUAUAUGGAGUCGGCCCUAUCAAAGGUACUUUAUUCUUUACUUUGAAGACGCUACGAACACACGGAAGCGCAUGCGAGCUCCAGAAUAAAUGCCCCCACAGGACACAGUGCAUAAUUGGUAGCUUUCCUGGUAGCUACAGCUGCAGAUGUCCAGAGGGAUUCGUUUCCUCUGCAGCAGGAGGACCGGCAAUUAAACCUGGAACAGAUGAACACUGCCGGAGCAUUAAUCCUACUGGAAAGAGCAUUGUUCUUGAAGUUCAUAAGCUUCCACAAAGAAGACAGUUAGCAAAAUCAAGAGCAUCUGCAGCUGAAAUAUUCAAUGGGCAUUCUAAAUGGUUCUUGUCACUUACAAUAGUAUUAAAAACAAUGGCAUGAUAUACUUUGUGGAUGCAUGUUGAGACUUUAAAGCACGGUAUAUUUACUUUAUAACCUAAUGACUGGAAUAUAUUACGCUAAAUAAAACUGCUAAAAGCUUCGUUGCGUUAAUCGUCGCCUUCGUCAGUGUUCAAUAGAGCGUUUUCACGUGACGUCACAGCGGCCAUUAUGGGGUACCAAAACAAUACAUUUUCUGUUCUCCGGGAAUUGAACUCUAUUUUUAUGCAAAUACUGUGCAGAAAGUUUCUAUCGUUUAUGGCUGCCUUCGCACGUGAGCGAAAACGCUCUAUAGACCUUAUUAGUUCAGGCAUUUAUAUCGUGUAGGUUGGAUUACGGAAACAGCCUUCCACAAUAUAAACUUCAACGAAUUCAGAAUGCUUCUGUCUAACGACUCAAGGGCGGACCAAGGGAAGGGGUCAGGACCCCACCCUUUACGACUCGCUGCUUUCCCCUUCUUUAAACAUACAAAAUAUUAUACAGAGAAUUAUAAAAUAACUGUUAUGAA
Molecule: messenger RNA, 1498 nt
Organism: Actinia tenebrosa (Australian red waratah sea anemone)
Lineage: Eukaryota; Metazoa; Cnidaria; Anthozoa; Actiniaria; Actiniidae
Source: RefSeq, a predicted model, not a curated record